GUUUCCAGCCGGACCAAGUGCAAUGAAACACAAGAGCUCGCCGCCGGAAAUGUAAACGAGAAACCUUCAAGUUGUUAUUAGUUCUGUCCAGGUUCCACAUUUGUAUUGCUGUAAGAGACAAACAAUGGACGACCAAGGGUGUCCGAGAUGCAAAACAACAAAAUACAGAAACCCUUCGCUGAAACUGAUGGUGAAUGUUUGUGGACACACGUUAUGUGAGAACUGCGUAGAGAUGCUGUUCGUCCGCGGCUCAGGCAACUGUGUGCAGUGCGAGACGCCCCUAAGAAAGAGCAACUUCCGCGUGCAGCUCUUCGAGGACCCCACUGUUGACAAGGAAGUGGAGAUCCGCAAGAAGGUGCUAAAGAUAUACAACAAGAGAGAUCUUGAUUUCCCCAGCCUGAGAGAAUAUAACGACUACUUGGAGCAAGUAGAAGACAUUGUGUUUAACCUUACAAACAACAUCGAAGUGGAGAACACCAAGCUGAGGAUGGAGCAGUACCAGCGGGAGAACAGAGAUCUUAUCCAGAAGAAUAAAGUUAAGCUUACUCGAGAGCAGGAGGAACUAGAGGAACUGCUACUAUUGGAGCAGCAGGGCAGUGAACAGCGGAGACUGGAUGUGCUGCAGGAGGAGCAGAGGCAGCUUCUGGCCAAAAAGAAGAACAAGCAGGCUCUGCUGGAUGAACUGGAGCAGUCUCAGGUCCCUGCCUCCAUCUUGCUUGCCAAACACAAGGCCCGUGUUUCCCAGUUGGAGACAGAGAUAGAGCAGCAGAAACAUGCGGUCAAACCCACCAAUCUCUUUUCAACGGGAAUUCAGAUGCGUCAGACGGUAUCUCUACAAGCUGUACCCAAGUUAGAAGAAGCUCUUUACCACUACAGCCCCCUCCAAAUUGAAACAUUUGGACCACCGGUGCCUGAACUGGAGCAGCUAGGAAGACUCGGAUACUUGAACCACGUGCGGGCAGCCAUGCCUCAGGACACAGCUGGAGGAUACAGCUCGGCGUUGGCGUGUCAUCGAGCCAUCCAGGAUGCUUUCAGUGGCCUCUUCUCACUGACGGGCUGACCUCAAACUCUUUUUCAAAUAAAGGGCCAACAACAAAUACAUCACUGAAGAGGACAAACAUUUUCAUGGUGGUCAGUGUAAACAGAGAUGUAAAAUAUUUUUCCUGUGUCACUUUUAUGCAUAAAUAAAUCACAAUUCCCACAGUC
Molecule: messenger RNA, 1206 nt
Organism: Nerophis lumbriciformis (worm pipefish)
Lineage: Eukaryota; Metazoa; Chordata; Actinopteri; Syngnathiformes; Syngnathidae
Gene: mnat1
Product: MNAT1 component of CDK activating kinase
Biological process (GO): regulation of transcription by RNA polymerase II; nucleotide-excision repair; positive regulation of cyclin-dependent protein serine/threonine kinase activity
Cellular component (GO): transcription factor TFIIH holo complex
Molecular function (GO): cyclin-dependent protein serine/threonine kinase activator activity
Source: RefSeq, a predicted model, not a curated record